Molecule: messenger RNA, 1571 nt
Organism: Cylicocyclus nassatus
Lineage: Eukaryota; Metazoa; Nematoda; Chromadorea; Rhabditida; Strongylidae
Source: the annotation of a GenBank genome assembly
AUGUAUGUAGAAGUAGGAGAGAAGAAAACCAUACCCCAUAGAACGGAGGCGAGCCGACUGUCCGAUAGUCAUUACCAGAGACUAUCUGGAGGUGUCUCGAAAGAGAACGAAAAAAUGUACGACAAAGGACAUCAUAUGAUGACAUGCGAGUCUGAAGCUGAAUGCACAUCUUGGAUCAGGCUUUUUAGAGCGUUCGAUCUCGAUCACGAUGGCUACAUUCCAACAACCGACCUGAAACGAAGCAUCCGCGAAUCCGCAUUCUCGUUCGGCCUGAAUCCGGAAGAAACGGACAACAUGAUGACAAACAUCGACAAAGAUGGCGACAAGCUGAUCGACUUCUCAGAAUUUUGCACUUUGAUGAGUCGAGCGAAACACCGUCGCGUUCUGCAUCUGAUGUUCCGAGCUGCUCAGAUUGUCGUGCCAAAAUCGAAACGAACGGAACCCUUCGACUACUUACAAAAGUACAAAUGCUGCCCGCCACCUAUAUUUAUGUUGAUUAUUAGUAUUAUACAGGUGGCCAUCUAUAUCUAUUAUACCGUUGAAUCUGGAGAAGGAGUAAGCAUGACAGGACCAGUGCCUACGAAGUCGCCUUUGAUUUUCAAUCCAUAUCGCAAGCACGAGGUGUGGAGAUUUGGGACAUACAUGCUCAUUCAUAUCGGACUGUAUCAUCUCAUUUUCAACGUACUGACGCAGCUCAUUCUUGGUAUCCCCCUCGAACUCGUACACCAAUGGCGCGUUAUUCUUGUCUACAUUGCUGGAGUUUGUUCAGGUUCACUAUUGGUGACUGCUGUAGAUCGUCAUGUCUUCUUGGCAGGAGCAUCCGGAGGUGUUUAUGCUCUUCUAGCAGCACACAUCGCCGAGUUGGUUAUGAACUGGUCUGAGAUGGAGUUUAACUGGGCACGUGCUAUAAUACUCACAAUCUUGAUAGGAUCGGAUGCCGGUGUAGCCAUUUUCCAGCGGCAUUUCGUGGAUAGGACGGACAAGGUAUCUUAUGUCUCACAUAUCGGUGGUUUCGUCGCGGGCGUUCUCCUAGGCAUCGUACUUCUCCGGAACUUCCGCCGACAUCGAUGGGAGGGUAAUGUGUGGUGGACGGCCCUUGCCGUCUACACCUUCUUCGUUGCCGUCUGCAUCGUUCUUAUAAUCGCUCCGGACUUCAUAAAGUUUUGAGCAAAUGCUCACUGGCUCUCGAAGAGCGAACUAGAAUACGGGCGGAUGAAGCUGUUCAUGACUUUGUAAGCAUGAGAAGUUCUCUAAUACGUCAAAUGAUGAUAUGCUUAGACCUUCGCGAAAUCUCGAAUUGGGCAGCAUCUGAAGUUGCACGUGCCGGAGUUGUGCUAGCGCUAUGCUAACCUUACCAGCACCACUCCAGCGCCGUACCGAUGCAAGAGCCCGUAUCAAUCAAUCAGGCACUGGCGUGAUACUGGAACGGGGGUGGCGCGGUGCCGCGGUGCCGCGGCGCUGGCACGCGCAACUCUGGACGCAUUGGCUGUAUUUCUACUUACUCUUGUGCUAAACAUAUCUUGCAAGCAUUAUCCAUUGGCUGUUGUUGGUUCAUAUUUUUCACUUGACAC